Messenger RNA from Exophiala spinifera, 408 nucleotides. RefSeq lists its product as uncharacterized. Gene Ontology annotation, biological process: translation. The transcript is spliced from 3 exons. Gene Ontology annotation, cellular component: cytosolic large ribosomal subunit; ribosome. The record is from RefSeq and is a predicted model, not a curated record. Gene Ontology annotation, molecular function: structural constituent of ribosome. NCBI's taxonomy places the organism in Eukaryota, Fungi, Ascomycota, Eurotiomycetes, Chaetothyriales, Herpotrichiellaceae. The coding region runs from base 1 to 408 and encodes 135 amino acids.
AUGAAGUUCCUCAAGGUCGGCCGUGUGGCCAUCAUCACUCGAGGCCGAUACGCCGGAAAGAAGGUUGUCAUCAUCCAGCCCGUCGACCAAGGCACCAAGCAACAUCCUUUCUCCUACGCCCUGGUUGCCGGUAUCGAGCGCUACCCUUCGAAAAUCACCCGCCGCAUGGGCAAGACGCGAGUCGAGAAGCGAUCAAAGGUCAAGCCUUUCAUCAAGAUGAUCAACUACAACCACAUCAUGCCUACCCGAUACACCCUGGAGUUGGAAGGACUGAAGAGCGUCAUCUCGAACGACACAUUCAAGGAGGUUUCUCAGAGAGAAGAUGCCAAGAAGAAUGUGAAGAAGGCUUUGGAGGAGAGAUACCUUAGCGGCAAGAACCGAUGGUUCUUCACUCCCCUCAGAUUUUAA